UGUGUCUUGAAAGUCUUCACAACUCCUCCUGUUGGAAGAUGGACGAGGAACGACGAGCCUUUGCGGCUCAGUUCAAGGAGAUUGUGUCGUGUGCCGAUCGGCAAGACACAGCCGCAUUGGAAGUGGUGGAGCAGCUGCAACGCUUGCAUGGCAUGGUGGAGCGCGCGCAAGCGCUGGAAACACUCACAACCAGCGACACAGGCAACAGCAAAGGAGACGAGGAGGAAGAGCAAGAGGAGCAAGCUGCGGUGCCCGAGGAUGCCUUGACCUGUCUUCGCAAGUUUCCCAACCUCGAACAGCGUCUCAGGCUGUGUCACGCGCGCAGCGCAGAAGCCCAGCACGCUCGCAUUACAACAGCUUGGGAUAAAGUCGUGGAAGCGCUCAAUGACAUGGUCAGGGUGGAAGCGGAUAUACAAGCGUCAUUCACUCAGCUAUGCAAAGAGCACAGCGUAUCGGAGAUGGAGGAACGUGGUACCGCUCACGCCUCUGUGGCCGAGUUUGUUAUGGGUGCCCAGGACGUCACAGCUUACACACGCACAGUCGUGCACACCAACCAACAACUGCUUGACAACAUUCGCGCAUCCCAGCGCUCCGUCGCCAGCAUUGAAAAGGCGACAGAUGAGUGGGCAACACUGCCUCCACAAUGUGUCACGACAAUGCGUGCGCUGAGCUUCGACCCGAGCACGGUCAUCUUCAGAAUCUCAGAACUGGACGACAUCCUUUAG
Molecule: messenger RNA, 725 nt
Organism: Salpingoeca rosetta
Lineage: Eukaryota; Choanoflagellata; Craspedida; Salpingoecidae
Exons: 6
Coding region: 39-725 (228 amino acids)
Source: RefSeq, a predicted model, not a curated record